Messenger RNA from Sciurus carolinensis (gray squirrel), 773 nucleotides. It is a transcript of the gene Prnd, whose product is annotated as prion like protein doppel. The record is from RefSeq and is a predicted model, not a curated record. Bases 1 to 537 code for a protein of 178 amino acids. NCBI's taxonomy places the organism in Eukaryota, Metazoa, Chordata, Mammalia, Rodentia, Sciuridae. Gene Ontology annotation, biological process: intracellular copper ion homeostasis; protein homooligomerization. Gene Ontology annotation, molecular function: copper ion binding. The transcript has a single exon. Gene Ontology annotation, cellular component: membrane.
AUGAAGAAGCACCUGGGCACAUGGGGGUUGGCUAUCGUCUGUGUCCUACUCUUCAACCAUCUCUCCACAGUCAAGGCAAGGGGCAUCAAGCACAGGAUCAAGUGGAACCGGAAGUCUGCGCACAGCACCUCCCAGAUCACAGAAGCCCAGGUGGCCCAGAAACCCCCGGGAGCCUUCAUCAAGCAAGGCCGGAAGCUCCACAUCGACUUCGGAGCUGAAGGCAACAAGUACUACGAGGCCAACUACUGGCAAUUCCCCGACGGGAUCUACUAUGACGGCUGCUCCGAGGUCAACGUGACCAAGGAGGUGUUCAUCGCCAAGUGCAUCAAUGCCACCCAGGCCGCCAACCAGGCCGAGUUUUCCCGGGAGAAACAGGACAAUAAGCUUCACCAGCGGGUCCUGUGGCGGCUGAUCAAAGAGCUCUGCUCCGUCAAGCACUGUGACUUUUGGUUGGAAGGGGGAGCCGGAUUUCAACCUUCCGUGGACCAGCCAGUGAUGAUCUGCCUGCUGGUCUUCAUUUGGUUCAUCGUGAAAUAAUCUUGGAAGCAGACUGGUGGUCACAGAGGUGAGCCGGUGAGCAAACUGUGGAGAGAGGUACCCCAGUCCUCCCCCACCCCACACCCACAUGUGUCUUGAAGGUACCAAAGAGCAGUGAUUCAGCAGUGCUUCAAAUAUCACUCCCAAGUAUCCACCUGUAUUUGUAUGUGAUAAGCAUGUGUCUGUGUGUCAAUUUCCCCACCUGCUAUGUGGCGGCUGGGGGUAAAUUUGCUCAU